AUGCACGAGGAGGAACUGCAGGCUGCUCGUGACAAGGUGGUCCUGCUGUCGACCAGUCUCGCGAAAGUCGAUCCCAGCGAUGUGGCCAUCUGGGAACGCAUUUGUCAACUCUGUGACCUUGCGGGUAAUUCCGGCGACUGGUCUGGGGCCGGCAGCAUAUCGCUCAACAGAGCCUCCACCACCACCACUCAAUGCUCACAGAACCCGUCAAAGGAUGUGACACGUUUCAGGUCGCUCUUGCUGUCACUGAGAAAGGAUCCGCCUAAAUUGCUGCAUCAGUAA
Dibothriocephalus latus is the source of this 282-nucleotide messenger RNA. NCBI's taxonomy places the organism in Eukaryota, Metazoa, Platyhelminthes, Cestoda, Diphyllobothriidea, Diphyllobothriidae. The record is from the annotation of a GenBank genome assembly.